Messenger RNA from Eubalaena glacialis (North Atlantic right whale), 4235 nucleotides. RefSeq names its product anoctamin 8 (gene ANO8). Gene Ontology annotation, cellular component: plasma membrane. The transcript has 18 exons. Lineage: Eukaryota; Metazoa; Chordata; Mammalia; Artiodactyla; Balaenidae. Gene Ontology annotation, biological process: chloride transmembrane transport. Bases 192 to 3920 code for a protein of 1242 amino acids. The record is from RefSeq and is a predicted model, not a curated record. Gene Ontology annotation, molecular function: chloride channel activity.
GAAGGAGAAUCGAGGUUCGGCGCGGGCGGGGACGAGAAGCAGCGCUCGGGCACGCGGGGACGGCGGCCGGCGCGGGCGGGCGCGGCCUUUGUCUCCUCCUCUGGCGCGCUCCGUGGCUGCACCCGCCCCAUGAGCCCGCGGUCCCCCAGCGCCUGAGCCGCCCGCAGCCCCUGACCUGACCUGCCCUCGCAAUGGCCGAAGCUGCCUCCGGCGCCGGGGGCACGUCCCUGGAGGGUGAGCGUGGCAAGAGGCCCCCGCCGGACGGCGAGCCUGCAGCCCCGGCGUCCGGAGUUCUGGAUAAGCUUUUUGGGAAGCGGCUCCUGCAGGUGGGUCGGUACCUGGUGUCCCACAAGGCAUGGAUGAAGACGGUGCCCACAGAAAACUGCGACGUGUUGAUGACCUUCCCAGACACGACCGAUGACCACACGCUGCUAUGGCUGCUGAACCACAUCCGCGUGGGCAUCCCCGAGCUCAUCGUGCAAGUCCGCCACCAUCGCCACACGCGUGCCUACGCCUUCUUCGUCACCGCCACGUAUGAGAGCCUACUCAGAGGGGCCGACGAGCUGGGUCUGCGCAAAGCAGUGAAGACUGAGUUUGGCGGGGGCACCCGCGGCUUCUCCUGCGAGGAGGACUUCAUCUACGAGAAUGUGGAGAGUGAGCUGCGGUUCUUCACGUCCCAGGAGCGCCAGAGCAUCAUCCGCUUCUGGCUGCAGAACCUCCGUGCCAAGCAGGGCGAGGCACUGCACAAUGUGCGCUUUCUGGACGACCAGCCAAUCAUCCCUGAACUGGCGGCCCGCGGGAUCAUCCAGCAGGUGUUCCCAGUGCACGAGCAGCGCAUCCUGAACCGCCUCAUGAAGUCAUGGGUGCAGGCUGUGUGUGAAAACCAGCCUCUAGAUGAGAUCUGCGACUACUUUGGCGUGAAGAUUGCCAUGUACUUCGCCUGGCUGGGUUUCUACACAUCGGCAAUGGUGUACCCGGCGGUCUUCGGCUCUGUCCUGUACACCUUCACGGAGGCUGAUCAGACAAGCCGGGAUGUAUCCUGCGUGGUCUUUGCCCUCUUCAACGUGGUCUGGUCAACGCUCUUCUUGGAGGAGUGGAAACGGAGGGGAGCAGAGCUGGCCUACAAGUGGGGGACGCUGGACUCACCCGGGGAAGCUGUGGAGGAGCCACGGCCCCAGUUCAGGGGCGUGCGGCGCAUCAGCCCCGUGACUCGGGCCGAGGAGUUCUACUACCCGCCCUGGAAGCGGCUGCUCUUCCAGCUGCUUGUGAGUCUCCCCUUGUGCCUCACCUGCCUGGCCUGUGUGUUCCUGCUCAUGCUCGGCUGCUUCCAACUGCAGGAGCUGGUGCUGAGUGUGAAGGGGCUGCCCCGUCUCGCCCGCUUCCUUCCCAAAGUCAUGCUGGCCCUGCUGGUCAGUGCAAGCGCCGAGGGCUACAAGAAGCUGGCCAUCUGGCUCAACGACAUGGAGAACUACCGGCUGGAGAGCGCCUACGAGAAGCACCUCAUCAUCAAGGUUGUCCUGUUCCAAUUUGUCAACUCAUACCUGAGCCUCUUCUACAUUGGCUUCUACCUCAAGGACAUGGAGCGCCUGAAAGAGAUGCUGGCCACUCUGCUGAUCACCCGCCAGUUCCUCCAGAAUGUUCGAGAGGUCUUGCAGCCGCACCUGUACCGGCGGCUGGGCCGUGGCGAGCUUGGCCUGCGGGCUGCCUGGGAGCUGGCCCGUGCCCUGCUUGGCCUACUGAGCCUCCGGCGCCCUGCACGGCACCUCGAACCCCAGGCUGAAGAGGGUGUCGGUGGCAGCAGCGGUGUGGGGGGCCGCAGGUGUCUCAGUGGGGCCUGCGGGGCACCUGAGGAGGAGGAGGAGGCCACAAUGGAGCGUCGGCCAGCGGGGGAAGGUGGGGAGGUGGGGGACGGGCCUCGCCGGGGCAGGGAGGAGGAGGAGGAGGACGAGGAUGAGGAUGAGGACGAAGAGGAGGAGGAGGAUGAGGAGGAAGGCGAGGAGGGCGGCCUCUUGGACUGCGGGCUUCGGCUGAAGAAGGUCAGCUUUGCUGAGCGGGGGGCUGGGCGGCGGCGGCUGGGCCCAAGCCCGGAGGCCCUCCUGGAGGAGGGGAGCCCCACCAUGGUGGAGAAGGGGCUGGAAGCUGGCGUGUUCACGCUGGCCGAGGAGGACGAUGAGGCCGAGGGGGCUCCCAGCAGCCCUGAACGGGAGCCCCCAGCUGUCCUGCUCUGCCGGCCCAGAGGUGAGGGCCGCGACCAGGGCCCCGAUGGGGGCCCAGACCCAGAGCCGGGCUUGGGUGACUCAGCCCGGAAGCAGCGGCGGCAGAAUCGGUCAUCUUGGAUCGACCCACCCGAGGAGGAACACUCGGCCCAGCUCACCCAGGCCGAGCUCGAGAGCUGUAUGAAGAAAUACGAGGACACGUUCCAGGACUAUCAGGAGAUGUUCGUGCAGUUUGGCUACGUCGUGCUCUUCUCGUCUGCCUUCCCCCUGGCUGCCCUCUGCGCCCUCAUCAACAACCUCAUCGAGAUCCGCAGUGAUGCCCUCAAGCUGUGCACGGGGCUGCAGCGGCCCUUUGGGCAGCGGGUGGAGAGCAUUGGCCAGUGGCAGAAGGUGAUGGAGGUCAUGGGCGUCCUGGCAAUCGUAGUCAACUGCUAUCUAAUUGGCCAGUGUGGGCAGCUGCAGCGCCUCUUCCCCUGGCUCAGCCCCGAGGCGGCCAUCGUGUCCGUGGUGGUGCUUGAGCACUUCGCUCUGCUCCUCAAGUACCUCAUCCACGUGGCCAUCCCCGACAUCCCGGGCUGGGUGGCCGAGGAGAUGGCCAAGCUGGAGUACCAGCGCCGGGAGGCCUUCAAGAGACAUGAGCGCCAGGCCCAGCACCGCUACCAGCAGCAGCAGCGGCGGAGGCGGGAGGAGGAGGAGCGCCAGCGCCACGCGGAACAUCAUGCCCGGAGGGAGCGCGACGCCAGUGGCCGGGAGGAAGCUCGGGCUGAGGGCUCCGGGUUGGACCCUGCUGCCCCAGAGAAGGCCUCGGCCAAGGCCAAGGGCAGUGGGGCGGCAGGAGGCCAUGGGCCGGAGCGGCCCAAGCGCCCGGGGUCCCUGCUGGCACCUAACAACGUCAUGAAGCUGAAGCAGAUCAUCCCACUGCAGGGCAAGUUCCUGUCGUCCGGGGCUGCAUCUUCGCUGGCCGGCGCGGGGGCCAACCUCACUGCCCGGCCGCCCCCUGCCCCGUCUCCCACAGGCAGUGACACCCGCCUGCCGGCCUUCCUCAGCUUCAAAUUCCUCAAGUCGCCCGAGACCCGGCGGGACCCAGAGCGUAGCCACUCGCCGCCCAAGGCCUUCCACGCCGGCAAGCUCUUCCCCUUCGGCGGGGCCCGGGCUGAGGCCGGGUCCAACGGGGCGGGCGGGCAGGCCCGGCAGGACGGGACCCCCGGCGGUGGCAGUGGUGGUAGCCGAGCCCAGCGGAGUGGGCCGGCAGACGAGGCCGCAGCUGAGGAGCCGGACACACCCCGGCCCGAAGAGGAAGGCUCAGGGACAGCGCCGGCCCCUGAGGGCGCCCCGGCCCUCCUCACCCGCCGCAGCCGGAGCCCUGCGCCGCCGCCGCCGCCGCCGCCAACACCGCUGCCCCGGCCCCCGACGCCACCCGCCGGCUGCUGGCAGUGGGAUGGGCCGUGGGGCUGCGGGGGCGAGGGCGCCGCCCCCCGCCAGGCCCCUGCCGCCGCCGCCGCCGCCGAGUGUCCGCCCUGCGCCCUCGCCGGGCCCCUGCCCGCCCCGGCAGCUGGCGUCCUGCCGGGGGACGCCAGCUUCUACAGCCUCCCGCCGCCGCCUCCCACCUCCGAGCCCCCGGAGCCCCCGGCACCGUCGCCCAACCCCAGCUCCAGUCCCAGCCCCAGUCCCCAGGCCGUGUGCUGGCCCAGCGGCUGGCAUUAGCUCCGCCCGCCCUGCCUUCCUGUUUUCAUAUGCAAUAUCAAUCACGGACGGGGCGGCAGCCGCCACCCAGAAAACGCUGCGGUCGGGCCCGAUGUAUCCCAGUAUUGGCUGCCCCCUCCUGGGGCAGGGCCGGGGGCCUGGGGCCCCUCUAUCUGCCGUUUUCCUUUCGACCAGGAUGGGGGGACAGGAAAGGAAACCCCCCCAAAAACAACAGAAAACACACACAGAAUAGGCGAUUAUUUAUUUGUUUUUAAUUUAUUUUGUCAUAUUUUUGUAAAACGGCAGAAAUGCAAUAAAAAGUAUAUUUCAACAGUG